AUGUCACACAAACGAUUGUCGUCAUCGCCAUCAUCAUCAUCAUGGCCAGGGCUCUUUACACUGCUGCUUACAGUCCUACUACGCGUCCCCACCACAUCCGCACAUUCGCCGCUCCAAGCCAGACAGGGAAACCAACUACAGGGAGCGGAAGUCCUACCACCGUGCGCACUGCAGUGUGUGUACAACGCGAUAUCCCAGCACCCCCAUUUCCGAAUGUGUCACGGCCAACUAGAAUGUUUGUGUGGGGAAAACCCUCAGCCCUAUAGAGAAUUGCUCUGGUCUUGCAUCGAUGAUCAGCGGCAUUGUCGUCCGGAAGCCCACAAGGAAACAGAGGCUGCUGUAGUGAGUGUGUGCAGCGGGGUAUUGGAUGCGUCGUCGUCGUCGUCUAGCAAUACGACUUCUCCGACUUCGGCAGCGCCUGCAUCUCCUUCCAAGACUGGUACCUCGCAGUCCACCACUCCUCCUUCAGCAAAGGAGGAGUCCAAGAAAACUUCGAAGCUAUCCACUGCUGCGAUCGUAGGGAUCUCUGUUGGUGCAGUAGCGUUGCUAGGGUUGAUCGUUGUGACCUGCUUUCUCUUGACCAUAAUGCGCAAUAGGAGAAAGGGCAGAGAGCAGAUCCGCUCCAUAGCUUUUGAACAGGCCUCGCCUCGUAGCCCAGGCGAGGGAUGGGAGGCUCACGGGAUGGACCAUUCCCGAUGGGCUUCCGUAAACCCUGCCGACCCCAAUUCGAGCGCUGGUCACUAUUACAACUCCAAGAGUCAGCUGACGCCCAUUGUCACCGAUAUUCCGACCGAGAAGAGAGGAGUUCCGGCCAUCAACAUCUCACCGGUGUCGCCCGUAAGCCCCAGCGGCAACCGCGCUGCUGCUCCGCCCACAAAAACCAAGGUGGUUGCAUCGAGGAAAAUAAUCGAGAACCACCAUCUCCAGAGUGAUAUGCCUCCAAGCUUUAGUUUUACGCCUGCCACACCUGCGACACAUUGGAGCACGGAGGAGCCAGUAUCCCCAGUCUCCCCGAUGUUCGACUUUAACGGUGCGCGGCUGGCGAGGUCCUCCUCAAACUCGGUAUCGUCGGUAAGCCCUAGCCAGGGAUUUCUUCCGGGCCAGGCAUUCACAACCGACUCGCGGAGUGUGCGCUCGACAUCACCAUCCGUAGAAGGCUCGAACCGUCACACAUGCUCCGCUGCGACAAUGCCUCGUAUCCCACGUGAGAACAGCCCGGAACCCUCAACCCCUCCACCCCAGUAUGCGCCUGCGACACCAUCGCCUUCGGGUAACACCGACUCGGGGAGAUCCUCGAGAAACCUAUCAGGUGCGGCAGCAGCGGGUGGUGGGAUGGCCAGGACAGACUCGAUAUCCUGGCGACGAGAACUAGAGGUGGCUGCAGAGCGCGCCAUGGCCCGAGUGGUACGGUCGGAGCAAAGCAUCCAGGAGGAGGGUCCUGGCGAACGACGGCGAAAAAGCAGUAUCCCUGGAUUAGACAGGUUCGCCAGACGUGCGAGUCGGGACACUAGAGGCGACGAUGAUAGCAGUCUGGCGAGUAAUGGGGAGACUGGCUCGAGCUUCUGGAAUCGAAAGGGCGGCCGCGUCAGCACACCGCCCCGGAGCCCCGGCUUCUUCAAUCCGGGGCGGCGACGAGACAGCGGUGCUACAGGGAGUAAGCGGAGCAGCGCUGAUGUGGGCAACGUUGUCUAAUCGGUAGGUCGGUUUACGAGAGAGGUGAUAUGUAAAUAAAUGUAGCAAGCAAGUGGGUGGUGGUGGUUGGUGGUUUAUUAUUCACUCGAGCGCGUUUGUAACUUCUUGUUGAGGAAUACAGCCUCAAUUCUGUAUAGUAUGAUAUCAGGAGCCUUCGGGCUAUCGCGUUUACCGGUGUUGGUGUAAAUAUGAGCUAUUUUAUCAUA
Messenger RNA from Tuber melanosporum (Perigord truffle), 1898 nucleotides. RefSeq lists its product as uncharacterized. The coding region runs from base 1 to 1692 and encodes 563 amino acids. The transcript has a single exon. NCBI's taxonomy places the organism in Eukaryota, Fungi, Ascomycota, Pezizomycetes, Pezizales, Tuberaceae. The record is from RefSeq and is a predicted model, not a curated record.